AUGGUAAAGGCCCUUCUGCAAGCCAGAGGACUGAGGGUGCAGUAUGAUAGAGUCAGAGCGUCCAUGCAUCGUGUAGACACCAUUGGAAUGGCAUCACGUAUGGUCCAGCUAGGAUGCAUAGCUCGACGGACGUACUCAGUUCCUGGCCCUCAGUCUUUGAUGCACAUUGACACCAACCACAAAUUAAUACGGUACAACAUUGUUAUCUUUGGUGGCAUUGAUGGUUUUUCUCGAAAGAUAAUGUAUCUUGGUACAGCUCCCAACAACCUGGCAUCUACCACACUCGCUUUCUUUCAAGGUUCAGUGGAGGAGUUUGGUUUCCCCCUCAGGGUACGUGCUGAUCAAGGGGUGGAAAAUGUGGACGUGGCACGACUUAUGUUUAUGAUUCGUGGAACAGGAAGAAGCAGUUUCAUAUCUGGAAAAAGUGUGCACAAUCAAAGGAUUGAGCGACUGUGGAGAGAUCUGUGGACAGCUGUAACGUGCAUCUAUUAUGAUGUGCUACACUACCUUGAAGAAGAGGGAUACCUGGACAUUUCAAAUGAAGCACACCUCUUCUGUUGCCAUUAUGUCUUCCUGCCACGUCUGCAGGAUGAUCUGGAUACUUUCCGCAGUGGCUGGGACAAUCACCCACUUCGAACUGAAAGCAACAUGACUCCUAACCAGCUCUGGGUUCUUGGUCGUACACAUCAUCCAAUUCCUGAACCCCACGGUGCCUUGACAGAGGGUGUACAGAUUCCCGAAAUUGAAUGGGAGGACAGCGGGCUUUCUCUUCACGAAGAGUCAAAUGUCACAGUACCAAACUCUAAUUUGCAACUGACUGACGAACAAAUGGCAGCCUUAAGAAAUGCAGUAAACCCAAAAGCCACAUCACUGUCAUCUGGAUGUGACAUUUAUAUUGCUGCAAUUCAGUUUUGCGAGCAGUUUUUUACUAUGUGAAAGUUAUCCAUUUUACGGAAGCGUAUUGCUAUCACGCAGG
Molecule: messenger RNA, 976 nt
Organism: Xiphophorus maculatus (southern platyfish)
Lineage: Eukaryota; Metazoa; Chordata; Actinopteri; Cyprinodontiformes; Poeciliidae
Exons: 6
Coding region: 1-936 (311 amino acids)
Biological process (GO): DNA integration
Source: RefSeq, a predicted model, not a curated record